Molecule: messenger RNA, 1404 nt
Organism: Drosophila pseudoobscura
Lineage: Eukaryota; Metazoa; Arthropoda; Insecta; Diptera; Drosophilidae
Product: calcineurin B homologous protein 1
Exons: 1
Coding region: 546-1229 (227 amino acids)
Biological process (GO): positive regulation of sodium:proton antiporter activity
Cellular component (GO): plasma membrane
Source: RefSeq, a predicted model, not a curated record
CUACGCUUUUCCUCCUAUCCCAUACCUCUAUCUCUGUCUGUCUUAUUUUCUGGAGGAAGAGGCAGAGACCAAUAUACGAGUAGUGCGUCAACAGCGACGAUGCCACGGAAGUAUUCUCCGCAACCACCUCCCAGAUCCCUGGUCACUGGUCCCUGGUCCCUGACAGCCCUCGCCCCCGUUUUGAUUUAUGCGGCAUUUUGCAAAAGUCAACAAAUGGAAAUGACACGGAAAAUAAUAAUGCCAAGAGAGAGAGAGAGAGAGAGCUUAACCAUUUUACCAAUUUCUUUCAGCUUUCAAGGCCGCCAAGGCAGAAAUAGAGUCCACCCACAGCACACCCGAAUGUAUGGAAAACUAUGGCCCCAUUUUUGGAGUCCAGGAAAGCGGAGAAACCAGGAGAAAUAGAGUCCCAUGAAAUUUAUGUUGUACUUCAGAAACAGAAACAAACAAGUUUUCGUUUGCUUAUAUCACAGUUACAAGGAGCUGCAGCCGGAGCUGGAGAGUACCAGCAGCCGCCUUAGAAGAUCUACAGAUCUACUGCCAUCACAAUGGGAAUGACGGGCAGCCGUUCGCUGAGCCUCGAUCAGAUGGCGGAGCAUCAGCGGGAGACCGGACUCUCGUGCGCCCAGUUGGAGCAGCUCUAUAGCCGUUUUCAAUCAUUGGACCGCCAGCGUCGUGGCUAUCUGACGCCAACCGAUCUGCUGCGCAUACCGCAGCUUGUCCAGCAUCCACUGCACCGCCAGAUCGUGGACAGCUUCUUCCCCCGCCGCUGCGGGACCGCAACCAUGUCCUUCCACCAAUUUGUGGGGGCUUGCGCCACCGUCCUGGUGCCGCAGUUCAUAUUCACCGAGACUAUGGAGUUCUAUGGGCCACCGCCCCAUGGACGAGCCGACAAGGUGCGUCUGCUGUGUAAAAUGAUCGAUACAGAGAACCAAGGCUACAUAUUGACCAAGGACUUUCGUCAAUUCUUGGGCACCUUGCUCGAGCAGCACGGCGCCCAUCCGGCCGAGAUGCCUCUGUUGGAGCUACUGGCAUUCGGACUCAACCAAUCGACACCCUCCCAGCUCAAAUACCAUGAUUUCGAGUUCCGUCUCAGUGCCGCCGAUCUAGAGGGUCGUCUCUCCAUCAGCAAGUGGCUCGCUAAGGGCGAUAACGAGGCCCCCAAGGCCAGCAAGGCCAAAACCGGGACUGACUCCGUGGAGCCUGGCGUGCAGGCGAGGCACAACAAAUAAAUCACCCGCAGAAUCGUUCGUUUCCGCCUUAUUGGUGUUUUCUGUACAGAAUGCAGCGGAUACGUAAUAUCUAUAUAUAUUUUUAGUAGCAUUCUUUUAAGGCUUCUUUGUGCACAAAACACUAUAUGUAGCAUGUAGAAUGAUUAAAUCUGUACGUGGGUGCGCCUUUUUAUAA